Molecule: messenger RNA, 1000 nt
Organism: Anguilla anguilla (European eel)
Lineage: Eukaryota; Metazoa; Chordata; Actinopteri; Anguilliformes; Anguillidae
Gene: mb
Product: myoglobin
Exons: 4
Coding region: 136-576 (146 amino acids)
Biological process (GO): oxygen transport
Cellular component (GO): extracellular exosome
Molecular function (GO): oxygen binding; heme binding
Source: RefSeq, a predicted model, not a curated record
UGAUAUCUGGGAUGUGAUGCAUGAGGCAGGGAGGGGUAUAAAAGGUGAGCUUGGGAAAUUAGAAUAUCUCAACGGUUUCUUCGUAGUUCAAAAAGACUCUCCUGCAACUUCACCGGGAACAUAAAUCGACCGACUAUGACUGAUUUUGAAUUGGUCCUGAAGGCCUGGAAACCCAUUGAGGCCGACCUAAAAGGGAAUGGAGGAGUGGUUCUCACCCGUCUGUUCCAGGAGCACCCAGAAACCCAGCAGCUGUUUCCCAAGUUUGCGGCGAUAGCACCGGGCGACCUGGCAGGAAAUGCCGCCAUAUCAGAACACGGGUGCACAGUGCUGACGAAGCUGGGAGAUCUGCUGCACGCCAAGGGGAACCACGCUGACAUCCUCAAGCCCCUGGCCAAAACCCAUGCAACACAACACAAGAUCAAACUCCAGAACUUCCAACUGAUAACCGAGGUCAUCGUGAAGCUGAUGGGGGAGAAGGGGGUGGACGCAGCGGGGCAGGAGGCCGUGAGGAAGGUGAUGCAGGCGGUCAUCGGCGACAUCGACAACUUCUACAAGGAGUUCGGCUUCCAGGGGUAGAUGAUGCGCAGCAACUUACCGGCAGCCCUACGGACGAAUGAAGAUAACCGGAUCGUGAAAGGCGCUCGCAUCAAAACAGCCUGGUGGGGAGCCUCAUUGCCCAUGUGUUAGAUUCCGCUGCAACGCCAUUCGCUGUGACUAACAGCUGCUUUUGAAUGCUUUCAAACUGUGAUUCAAUCUAAUGUACAGACACACAAAAGAAAAUGAAAAUGAAAUGAAAAAUAAUUUUUAAAAAGCUAAAUGAAAUUUGCGAGGAUACAAUAGAGCUUUCAGCAAUUUGUAACGAUUCUCUGUUUUACGCGCUUACUAAUCAUAAACAGAUUUCAUGGGUUUCUACUGUCAUUUCUAUGGAUCACAGUACUAUUUUCUCUGUACUGUGUGUUCCAGUUUUUGAGAGAUGCUGAAAUAAAAAAAUAAAAAUUAA